UAACGUGGUGGCCCCAGUCUCGUACCGACGUUCGCGCCGACCGGUCGUCCUCUCCGCGCCGCGUGAAACUGGUCUUGAAGCCGUCGCUGCAGUUUUGGUGUGCGCGUCGCGAGUGCAUUUUGUUUUCGAAUUUCGUUUUGCCGCCGCAGUGUAUAUUCUUCGGUGCAAUACCAUACAAACACCACGCACACGCUUAGAUUUCUGGAUUACUGUAUAUGAUGUCCGCAAGCCGAUAACGCAGGGCUUAUUAAAAGACAAAACGCAAUUAUGAUGUUCCUCAUAUUUUUGGUGAUAGCGUGCGUUAAUGGUCAUCAAAUCGAGCCAGGACACCAUGUUAUACCAUAUAAAGAUGUUAUGUCGACGGCCAACACGUUUUCGGAAGACGGAGUGACAUCGUACUCGCAGCUGUUAUUUGACAUAGCCAGAAAACAAGUGGUAGUCGGUGCAAGAGACAACAUUUACCGUCUGGACUUGGACGAUUUGAAAAAAAUCGAGGCUGCCCGAUGGCCGGCUGCUGAAGAAAAGGUGCAGCUGUGUCUAGUAAAAGGCCAAAGUGUCGACGACUGCCAUAACUACGUCAAAGUACUACUGUCCACUGGGAAACGGCUAUUUGCAUGCGGAACCGGAGCUUUUUCACCACAAUGCACGUGGAGAGAGAUGGAAAAUGCCAACACCGUUACCGACACCGUGCGUGGGGUAGGCAAGUGUCCGUAUAGCCCUUUGUCCAACAUCACAGCCAUGAUCACACUCAACGGCCAGUAUUUUGCCGGUAGCCCGAUGGACUUUUCUGGCGCAGAUUCGGCUAUCGUCCGGGACCUGGGAGCUUCGUAUCUGCGGACAAAGAACUAUGAUGCCAAGUGGCUGAACGAGCCUCAGUUCGUUGGGUCAUUUGAGACCGACGCCUAUGUGUACUUUUUGUUCAGAGAAAGUGCGGUGGAGUACAUAAACUGUGGCAAGAAGGUGUACUCAAGAAUAGCUAGGAUGUGCAAAAACGACGUGGGCGGACAAACUAUGCUUCGAGACAAUUGGACCACGUUUAUUAAGGCCCGUUUAAACUGUUCUUUACCUGGUGACUAUCCGUUUUAUUUUGAUGAAAUUCAAGGUAUGACAUAUCUACCGGACGAAGGAUUGGUGUACGCUACAUUUACUACACCGAGCAAUGGCAUAGCUGGAUCAGCAGUAUGUAGUUUUAAUCUUACCGCUAUAAAUGCAGCGUUUAACGGACCGUUUAAACACCAAGCCAGCGUCGGUUCAGAAUGGGUACGAUAUAACCCACCGCAUCAACUCAACCACGGACACUGCCAAAGACAGGAUCCAAAUCAGAUACUUGACUCGUCGAGAUACCAACUGAUGGACAACGCAGUACAGCCCACCACAAUGGAUCCUCUGUAUUACAAGCCAUUGGAAAUUCUAACUCACAUUGCUGUGGACGUCGUACCGACCAAACCGCACGGAUCUUUAAAAGUCUUAUACGUGGCCACGACUGAAGGUACAGUGAAAAAGAUAACUAUUCUACCGAAGUCUUCGGUCACGUGCACGCUGGAAGAAUGGAAAAUAUUUCCCGAGGGUUCCGGUUCCCAAAUCAUGGCGUUGCAUUAUUUGAAAGUCACGGAUUCAAUAUACGUGGGCACUCGUGAUCGGGUGUUGAAAAUACCGGCUCAACACUGUGGCCGGCACCGGAGCAAGGAAGCGUGCAUGAAUGCGAUGGAUCCCUAUUGCGGUUGGAAUGAGCAUGUCGACAAGUGUCAACCACCGACAAACGGUAACAUCAUGGAACAUAAUUGGCGACAGGACGUUACCAAGUGUCCGGACCGGUCGAGGCCGAUCGACGGUGGUUGGUCCAGCUGGUCGACAUGGACUGCGUGUACGCAAAACGUUAACGGCAAAGAGUCUAGCGACCAAUGCUUGUGUUCGAGCAGAACGUGCACGAACCCCGAACCCAAGUACAACGGGGCUGAUUGCCAAGGUCCUACCAUACAGGUGACUAAUUGCACUGUACAUGGACAAUGGUCUGGUUGGUCGGACUGGUCAGCUUGUACGCAAAGUUGCGGUUCUGCUGUGAAAGUCAGAAAAAGGACUUGUGGAAAUCCGGCGCCAGCAUUCGGCGGUCGUGUGUGUGUAGGGCGAGACACUGAUGAAAUGUUUUGCCAUUCAAAUCCACCUUGUCCAGUUUCACCACCUGUGGUAAAAGAGCCGGGUUGGAGCGCCUGGGGUGCUUGGGGAAAAUGCUCGGCCAAGUGUGGUGGAGGCAUUCGACAAAGGUCACGGUACUGUAACAACCCACCGCCACAGGAAGGACAGGAUUGUAUAGGAUGUUCCGAAGAGUACGAACUAUGUAACCAGAAACCGUGCACGGAUAGCAUCAAAAAGAUAUCGGCAUGGUCACCUUGGGUGUCCGCGGGCAACGGUACUCAUAAAAGAUACAGGUUCUCGUGCAGAACGCAACCCGAUAUUUCGGCAUUAAGCAUUAUGCAGGACAAAGAAGAAAGUAGAUUGUGCCAAGAUGGAUCCUGUCAUAGACUUGACCAAUCAUCUGAUGUAGAAGACUCGUGGUCAGAAUGGUCAACGUGGUCUGCUUGUUCUGCUGAUUGUGGUGGUGGUGUACAAGUCAGAACUCGAACCUGUGAAGGUCUUUUGGAUAAUUGUGAGGGACAAACCACACACACUAGACCUUGUAAUACACAUCAAUGCAAAGGAGAAUGGAGUUGUUGGACAGACUUUAGUGAAUGUUCUGUGACUUGUGGUGAAGGCAUUAGAACUCGAUCGCGCAGUUGUAUGCUAAAAGGUACGUCCACUGAAGGAUGCGAAGGGCCUUCUGAAAGCCAUGAACCGUGCUACGUGCCUUGUCAUGACAUGGAUUUGGGCUGGGAAGACUGGUCAGAGUGGUCGGUUUGUGAUAAGGACAACCAGAAACAUCGGACUCGAAAAUGUACUUUUGACCAUUGCUUGGGACCCGACGUUGAAUCUGUUCCUUGCUUUGAGAAAAACGAGAUCGUGAGUUCGAGCGGCUCCACACUGUUGGUGUGCCUGCUGUCUUUCUUGACCGGCGCCCUGGUGACCGGCGCAGCGUUCUGCGCUUGGCAGCGACGUCGGAAACCGAAGUUGCCGAGUAGCCCUCACUACAUCACUACCAAGCAGAAUCCGUACGUGACGGUGCCGAUGAAGGAGUACCGCUCGCCCGCAAAGCGUACGCCGUCGUUCACCAAACCGACCACGGUGGGUGCGCAACAUCACGGCAACGGUACCGCGGCCACGGGCACGCUGCCGAGACUGUUCAACAAACCGGCCGACUACGAGACGGCCACCAUCAAGCGGAACAGCCACAGCCUGGUCAACGGUCACACGAUGCGCAACCGUACCGACUUGGAACAGGAAAAGUUUUUCUAACCCUAUCGCCAAAUAAUAACAAUAACAAUUACUACGAUAUACUCGCCAUCAUCGCAUUGCUGUGACGGUCGUUACAGCUUUACGUCUUUAUCGCCAUUAUCGCGCGGACCACCCUCGCAGGUUUGCGUCUUUCGCGGUUCUGUACCGCAGCUGCCAUUUCUAUUUAUUUAUGCGCGGAACUGCAGUUAUCGGAUUGUUCAAUCCGUGUACAAAGUUGUCGUGUAUAAUAUUAGCCGGACCGUCGUUUCCGGAUUUAUUUGUAUUUUCAUUAUUCCGUUGUAUUUUGGAUUUUCGGACGUCCGGAUAUUAUAUUGGCUAUACUACUGUACUGCUGCUGCUCGUUAUUGCUAGUCAUUACGUAUUUUUCUUCUCGAUUUUCCGCAAGCAGACGUACCUAUCUAAUUUAACGCGUGCUAUUGCGAGUAACUGAUAAAGUUCGCAUAAUAUUACGUUUCUACGACGAUUUGUAAAAACCUAUUUCUAUAUUAUUUUGUAUUGACUAACGAUCAAUGUGCAUGACACUAUUUGGUUAGCUUUUGGUUUCGAUAGAAUAUAAUAUUAUAUUAUAUUAUGAAAUAAAUCAUGUUUUAAACCGAUUAUCGUAUACAAAUGCUAUACGUCAGUAACUAUGUAAAAUGUAAUUAUAUCGGUUUGACCAUUUCAUUUUUAUACAACUGAAGACUGCUUAAAAACACGAUGCACAUUAUGGUAUCUGUUAUCGAAUUACAUCCAUUGCUAUACUCUAUUUAUUAUAAAUUAAAUCCGAUUAAAAAAAAAAAAA
This is a messenger RNA of Aphis gossypii (cotton aphid), 4168 nucleotides long. It is a transcript of the gene Sema5c, whose product is annotated as semaphorin-5A. The coding region runs from base 268 to 3387 and encodes 1039 amino acids. NCBI's taxonomy places the organism in Eukaryota, Metazoa, Arthropoda, Insecta, Hemiptera, Aphididae. Gene Ontology annotation, biological process: positive regulation of cell migration; axon guidance; semaphorin-plexin signaling pathway. Gene Ontology annotation, molecular function: semaphorin receptor binding; chemorepellent activity. The record is from RefSeq and is a predicted model, not a curated record. The transcript is spliced from 14 exons.